AAUCUCAGCCUAAAAAAAGUUUAGUUCAAUUUUUAGCACUAAGCGAAGCAGAUCGAGCUGUGAAUCUUAUACAAACCUAAUUUGGUAUUAGAACGAAACCGAAAGAUGAUAAUUAAAAUUUUUAUAUUGGGCCUUAUGGCAUACACAUGCCUGGGACAAGAUAGCUCACUGGAUGACCUUAUUGCUGAUAUUUUCAAAACAGACGGUUCUACCACCCAAUCGACUCCAACACCUUCACAAUCUACUGAGACUAUAAAGGAACGAACCCAAUAUGAGUCCUGUGGGGAACAAAAGGAAUGUGUUCCUCGAUGGUUAUGCUCCAACGACACCAUUAAUACUAGUGGAGAAAAUAUAAUUGACAUUCGCAUAGAUACUGGAUCACCUUGUACAAAGUAUUUGGAACGCUGUUGUGACCUUCCCAACAAGAGAGAUACGCCAGAAAUACCGGUUGGACCUAUUGAUCAAAAUCGAGGUUGCGGAUAUCAGAACCCUAAUGGUGUUGGCUUUAAAAUAACUGGAGCAUUAAAUCAAGAAGCAGAAUUUGGCGAAUUUCCAUGGAUGGUCGCAAUUUUAAGAGAAGAGUCUCAACUCAACUUAUACGAAUGUGGCGGCGCUUUAAUAGCGCCCGAUGUGAUAUUGACAGCAGCCCACUGCGUUCAUAACAAAGACGCUAAGUCUCUUAUUGUUCGAGCAGGUGAAUGGGAUACGCAAACCAAAGACGAAAUAAUUCCACAUGAAGAUCGUUAUGUAAAGGACAUUAUUUAUCAUGAGAAAUUCAAUAAGGGAUCCCUUUUUAAUAAUGUUGCAUUGCUAUUUUUAGAAAGCCCAUUUAAUUUUCAAAUGAAUAUUCAACCGAUUUGUCUACCAACACUAGGCGAAGAUUUCGAAUAUGAACGGUGUUAUGCCACAGGUUGGGGGAAAAAUAAAUUUGGCAAAGAUGGGGAAUAUCAAGUAAUACUCAAAAAAAUAGAUUUACCUGUUGUUGGAAGAGCAAAGUGCCAAACUAAUUUGCGGGAAACACGACUUGGCAGGCAUUUUAUAUUGCAUGAGAGUUUUAUAUGUGCAGGAGGAGAAAAGGAUAAGGAUACGUGUAAGGGCGAUGGUGGGUCUCCAUUAGUGUGUCCGAUUAAAGGUCAGCCCAAUCGCUUUAAGUCCGCUGGUAUAGUUGCUUGGGGUAUAGGUUGUGGUGAAGAAAAUAUACCCGGUGUUUAUGCAAGUGUUGCCUUUUUAAGACCAUGGAUCGACGAAAAACUGGCUAGCCGACAGAUAAGCUCGAAAUAUUUUACACCUUAAGCGAUAUACGAAACAUUUAUAUAACAAACUUAAAAA
Molecule: messenger RNA, 1329 nt
Organism: Drosophila virilis
Lineage: Eukaryota; Metazoa; Arthropoda; Insecta; Diptera; Drosophilidae
Product: phenoloxidase-activating factor 2
Biological process (GO): proteolysis
Molecular function (GO): serine-type endopeptidase activity
Source: RefSeq, a predicted model, not a curated record